AUUUCGUACUAAUUGAAAGCUGUCAUUUGUCAAUUUCGAUCUUUAAAGUGAUCGUAAUUUUAACUAAAAGCCAUUUUGUAACUAGUGUAUAAGUGAAAAUUAUUAAUAUGGCAACCGCCUUACUUGCUUUAACCGCAAGAGCGAUUAGACAUGUCCCAAAAAACGUUGGACAAACCUCUGCCAUGAGCAGCUACGCUAGAACUCUAAUUGGAAAAAGAGAAAUUGUGGGUUACGGAUUCAACGGCGAGCCAAGUUACGCCGACAGAGCAGAUUUUCCCUUACCAGCAAUUAGAUGGAAGGAACCAAACUCCGAUAUACUAGCUUUGAGAGAAAAGGAGAAGGGCGAUUGGAAGAAUUUGAGCAUAGAGGAAAAAAAAGCUUUGUACAGGGCUUCGUUUUGUCAGACUUUUGCUGAAUUUAAAGCUCCCACUGGGGAAUGGAAAUCCGUUAUUGGUUUAGGAUUGGUCAUAUUAUCCGGAGCUUUCUGGUUGUUUUACUUCUAUAAAGUUUUUGUUUACAGUCCUCUACCUGCUAGUUUUAACAAAGAAAAUAGGGAAGCACAAUUCAGACGUAUGAUUGAUUUGCAAGUCAACCCUGUACAAGGUCUGGCUUCCAAAUGGGACUACGAGAAGGAUGACUGGAAGAAAUAGAUUUUAUUGGGGGGAAAUUCCGAUACCUGUGAAAGGAUCGCUAGCGUUUGACAGCCACUAGCUUUUCUUUUUUUUAUUUAAAUAAAUGUUAGUUAUAAA
Messenger RNA from Diorhabda carinulata, 749 nucleotides. It is a transcript of the gene Cox4, whose product is annotated as cytochrome c oxidase subunit 4 isoform 1, mitochondrial-like. The transcript has 4 exons. The coding region runs from base 108 to 650 and encodes 180 amino acids. The record is from RefSeq and is a predicted model, not a curated record. NCBI's taxonomy places the organism in Eukaryota, Metazoa, Arthropoda, Insecta, Coleoptera, Chrysomelidae. Gene Ontology annotation, biological process: mitochondrial electron transport, cytochrome c to oxygen.